Molecule: messenger RNA, 951 nt
Organism: Symbiodinium natans
Lineage: Eukaryota; Dinophyceae; Suessiales; Symbiodiniaceae
Source: the annotation of a GenBank genome assembly
GUUCAGUUGCUUGCUAUGGCACGGCCCUUGCUGCUGACCUGCUUCGGAACUUACGAGGCGCGACUGGAAGCCUCCGUCCUCAGCUCUUUGCAGGCACAAUAUGUGCCGCACAAGCACGGAGGCUUCGGUCACGUCCUGGAGGCCGACAAGCCAUUGAGCAUCUGCAAUGCGAUGUUCACAUGGGUCUCUGGGAGCUCCAUACCUGCGACGCUGCUGUUGACUGACGUAAGAAGCUACGUUGAGAAGCAGCUGGAAGCUUCCCAGCUCCUGUUGUUUUUGAAGGAGCUGCGGAGCCACAUCCGGAUUCUGCAAGACCCUGAUGGGUCAGCCCAUGCCGGCUGGGCCGAGAUGUAUGAUGGCAGGUUCAUCCCCGCCAUCAAGCAGGCCCUGGAGGAAGAUGAUGAUGACAGGGGGGGUGUCCAGCAGAUCAUUCGCUGCACCAUGAAGACCAUUGCCUCCGCCUGCGCCGUGCCCACAGCUGCGCGCCUCUUCCUGUACCUAAGUGGGUCGGAUCUGCUGCGAAGCUUCCGGAGUUGGGCUGAGACGGCUCCCUGGACUUCGCACGCGUGGAUGCGAGAAGAGACGCUGGAGUGGGUGAGCGAAACUGGGCGUCUGCUGGAGCAGAGUGCGCGACUGGGCCGCUGUCAGAACAUGGAGCAGAUCUCUGAAGAUCAGCCCGUGUACCCCUUCUCUGCAUCUUUGCAAGUUCGGCACAGCGACUGCACCCUCUUCGAGCAGCCAAGCUUCGACGGUGGGGAGGUCGCCAAAGUCGGCCGAGGCCAUCCACUCCAAGCAGAUGCACACAAGGGCCUUUGGAUCCGCGUGUCCCACAAAUCCAGAGCCUGUUGGUUACACGGCUACACCCAGGAGGGCCACGUCUGCGACAUCACAUACUGGGACGUGAAAGCGUGGGCCGGACGAUGGAAAGAAAAGCAGAGUCCAUCCCCAUGA